GGGAUCCCAAACAGCCCGUGAGUCCGGUAAAGAAGAGUCGCGCCCAAAUCGGGUUAUAAACCAUGAGCUGGGCGUUGGAGGAGUGGAAGGAUGGACUUCCAGGGAAAGCCCUGCAGAAGAUCCAGGAGAUGGAAGUCCAACUGGACAAACUGAAGAAGGAAAGGACCCAGAAGCAGUUUCAGCUGGACUCCUUAGAAGCUGCCUUACAGAAACAGAAACAAAAGGUGGACAGUGAGCGUAAUGAGAUCUCUGGUUUGAAAAGAGAAAACCAGUCCUUAGUAGAGUCAUGUGACUCUUUGGAGAAAGCUCGUCAAAAGGUUGUCCAUGACCUCGGAGUCAAAGAGCAGCAGGUUAGCUACCUGGAGGGUCAGCUUAACUCAUGCAGGAAAACCAUAGAACGACUGGAGCAGGAGCUUAAGAAGUACAAAAAUGAACUGGAUCGUUCUGCAGGUGCUUCUUUGUCCUCUUCCUGCUCUGAUCUUCAGGCUGCCACCACUCCACAGAAAGGUUUUGCUACACCAGCUCCUGUUCAGGCCUUCAGACAUCAGGAUAACAAACUAGAGGAAUUGCAGGAGAAAUAUAGCCAGGAGGUAGAAGAAAGAAAGAGGCUAGAGACUGAACUCAAAGUCCUUCAGGUCAAAAUGUUGAAUCAGACAUCAGUUAGUGUAAGCCAUAAGGACAUUGCUGCUCGCCAGCAAGCUGGAUCAUCCAUAUUCCCAUGGCAACAGCAGGAUCAAGUACACAGCCGCCAUUCUCAAGAUGCAAUGGAAACACCACUGAAGAGACGGGGUAUGUCUCUGUGGGAGACCCAUGAGGCGACUCCAAUCAAGGCCAGUCAGCGAAUGAGCUGUUAUGCAUCAAUGCCGAGUCCCAGUGGGUCUUCCCAACAGAUGGAUCAGCUCAAGACUCUCAACCAAGAGCUGCGAGGACGUGUGUCAGAGCUAGAGAGGAGUUUGGCCAAUCAGGAUAAGGACAUUCGCAGCCAAGCCUCCAAACUACAGGAACUGCAGACUCAGCUGAACCAGGCUCGUAAAGAUCUGACUGAGCGGGACAGAGACCUGGCCAAGACCAGCCAUGAGCUGAGUCAGGCCACAGACAGACACCAACAGGUCCAAGCUAAGUGUUCAUCUGUUGAGCAAAAGCUGAAACAAGUCACAGAGGAGAUGAGUUGUCAAAGGCACAAUGCAGAGAGCUGCAAACGAGCUCUGGAACAAAAACUCAAGGACCAGGAAAGAGACAGUCAAAAGGAGCUUGCCCAGCUGCAGAAUACUCAUCGGGCUUUGGAGCAGCAGUUGAACCAGACCCAGACUAAGCUGACACAAGAGAUCCAGCAGUACAAGAAGGACUAUAAUGUACAACAGUCUGACAUGGAAAAGCUGACCUUCCAAAAGAAGCAGAUUGAGAAGGAGCUGGAGGAACAGAAGCAGAAACUGCUGAGGGCAGAACAGAGCCUGCAGGCAACUCAGACCAAAGAGCAGGAUGUCCGCAAGAAAAUGGAGGAGGUGCAGAGAGAGAAGAACAGUGUGUCUGUCCAGUUGGACCAGAGCAGCAGGCGCCUGAGUCAGCUGGAGGAUGAGAAAAAGAGCUCAGACCAGAGCCUUAAACGCACCCAAGGUCUAUUAGAUGACCUCAAAGCAAAAUCAGAGGCUCAGUCUGAGGAGCUGAAGAGGCUUCAGUCUAAACUGGAGCAGCAGACUCAGUCCUCAGCUUGGGAGCUGGAAAACAUGAAAAAGACACUUUCUGAAGCAGAGGCCAAAAAUGACAAAUCUCAGAAUGAACUGCAGAGACAGAAGCAGCAGACAGAGCAGUUGACUAACAAGGUGAGCGUCUUGGAGAGGGAGAGCCAAGAGCUGAAAUCCAGUCUCACUGCGAGUCAGACUGAGUGUACUGAACUUAAAGGAGAAUACCAAGCACUGCUGCAGUGGAGAACAGAGAAGGAAACCCUCAUUAAUGAAACCGAGUCUGUGCAAAAGGAACUCGCAGAUAAAAUCAGCAACUUGGAGAAGAGUCUCACCACGCUGAAUGAAGCUACUGAUGAACUCAAGAGGCAGUUGGUGAAUGUAGAAGGAGAAAAAGCCACUCUCUCUGCUCACAUAGAUUCUUUGAAGGGAGAACUUCUCAUCAAGAGCACUGAGCUGGAGGAGAAGGAACACCAGUACCAAGAGCUCCAGUCCCAGUUUGCUGAGGCUGGACAGAAGCACACCAAGGAUCUAGAGAAUGUUGGUUUGCAAGUGGCACAACUUCAGUCUCAGGUGAAAGAUCUUCAGUCACAGUUGCAAAAGGAAGUUAGUCGAGCCGAGCAGGCUGAGAGGACAAACACCCAGCUACAGGAUGAACACCAGGCGACCUGUGACCUGGUCCGCUCCAAAGACCAACUGGUGGAACUGGGCCAAGCCGAGAUCAACCAGCUGAGAGAGAGCCUCACUUUGGCAACUGCACAGCAGGAGCAGCAGAAUACGAGGUGGGAAGAGGAGAAAGGUUCCCUGCUGAAGCACUGUGAGGAGAGCAUUUCAGCAAAGGCUGAAGAAAUUGAGCAGAUUAAGCUGCAUUUGGAAGAGGCUCAACAAGAGCUACUGCUUACAAAAAAUCAGGUCAGUUCCAUGGAUCAGUUCUUGAAGGUCCAGGAACAGUUGUCAACUGAGCUGCAGAAACAAAUUAAGACGCUCUCAGAUAGUGAGGACGAAAACAAAAAGAUGUACGAGGAAAAAUCAAAGGAAGUUCAGUUGAUUGAACAGGAGAUGAAGGAGCUGCAGAGUCAGAUAGAAGAGAAGGAGAAGUAUCACAGAGAAGCUAAAGCUGAGAUACUCUCUCUGGAGGAACAAAAGGCUGAGCUGGAAAAAGCAAUACAAGAGAUGAAGAAAGAUGCAGAGAUUUUCCAAAAUACUCAGGCUGAGAAGAUAAACAACCUUCUGGUACAGAUAUCAACUCUGGAAGAGACUGUUUCUGCAGGGAAAGAGGCAGCAGAGAAACUUGUCAUCUUGCAGAGUGAAAUGCAUGCAGUCAACCUGGCUCAUGCUGAACUUCAGAAGAAUCUGGAAGCUCUUGAACAGAGUCACUCUUCUAUUCUUGAAAUCAAAUCAAACUUGGAGAAUAGCCUGCUUGAGAAAAACAACUUGGCUGCUGCUUUGCAGAAAGAGAUCAUAGAACUCACAGAGAAGAUGAGCAAAGCGUCUGCAAGUCAUGCUGUGGAGAGAGAAAAUUUCCUUAAUAACGAGAACAACCUUAAAGAUCAGCUUGAAGCAGCAAAGCAAGCAGUGACUGCUGCUAAAGCGGAACUAAGGUCUCGUCGGGAGGAGAUCAAAACCAUGAAGACCACUCUGACUGCAGCUUCAAGUGGACUGAAAGAGAGGGACAACACAAUAAAAGAGCUGAAGGAGAAGCUGAACAAAGCAGAAGCAGAACAAACCAAAACCUCAGAGCUCCUGAAGGAGAAGACAGUCGCCAUGAAUAAAAUUAAGGUGCAGCUGGAGAUGCUUCAAAUGGACCUGGAGGACAACGAGUCAGCUAUGAACUCCUUUGACAAUCAGGUGGAAGAGCUGAAGGGAACCGUUGAGUCACUUGAGGCCCAGUUGGCUCUGAACAAAACCCAGAUGGCUGAUAUGGAAGUCAGGCUGGAAGACAGCAAAGCCCAGGUCUCUGUCUUGGAGUCCCGGUUAGAAGAGGUCCAGUCUCAGAACUCUGUGCUGGAGACACAGUAUGUCACAGCAAGGGAGGAGUUGAUGGAGAGAAGCUGUGAAAUAACUCGUUUAGAAGAGGAUGCUGUGAGACGAGACCAACUAGAGGAGAGUAUUGUUGCCUUAGAGUUGAAACUUGGUGAGAUCACAGAGGAAAAGAACAAGUUAGAGACAACUCUAACUCAGCUGAUUAAAGACAAAGACCUGUUGGUCAAAGAAAAGAACAACAUUGAGACUAACAUGAUGGAAGUUAAUAUGGAGAAGAAACAGUUGAAAGACAGCAUAAAUAAACUUACUGAGGAGAACCAACAGCUGCAAACCAGCAUUAAUCAGUUAAGUACAGAAAUACAGAAUGCAAAGUCAAAUAUGGAGCGAAUGACUACAGAGAAACAAGAAGCUGAAUCUACCCUGAGACAGACCAUUGAGGAAAGAGAACAGCUAGAUGUUGCCCUCAGCAUGAAAAAUGAGGAAAAACUCCAACUGGAGACUAAAAUAAGUGAACUAGCAUCAGAGAAAAAUGAUCUGGUGACUAAGUUUAAUCAAGUGGUUGAGGAAAAGCUUCAACUGGAAAUGAGCUGUGAUCAGCUGAGAGAAGAAAAUGACAGAUUAGAAUAUAAUGUGAUUCAAGACUCUGAGGACAAGCUGCAGUUACAGGAAAGAAUAGAGAGGUAUGAAAAUGAGGUGUCUUCACUCCAAGAGAAGAAUGAGUGCAUCCAGCGUUCCCUCCUGUCCUCAGAGCAGGAACACCAGAAGCUGAAGGAGGAGCUUGAGAUGAGGAACGAGGAGGAGAACAAACACAGGAGCCAACGUUUUGAGGCAGAGCAGGCAGAACUCCAUCAGAAGCUGGCCAGCUUACAGGAAGAGCUUAUUGUGUUCAAGCAGCAGUAUGAUUCACUGCUGGAACAGGUCGGUGAGCAACACAGAAUCAUACAGCAGUUCUCUGAACAGAAGGAAACCCAGGACCAAGCAGAAACCAUCAGCCGCAUGGAGUCUGUGCAGGCAGAAGUGACUGCAGAAGAAGGCCUUGCCAAUACAGAGACUGCACUGGAGACAGCUGUGGAUGAAGUUGGUUCUAAUACUGAUGCGCUCCUAGAUACAAGUGCACAUUCUCAUCCACCGGAAAAGGAUUUCAGUGAGACAGAGCAGGACUGCGAGGAGCACAUCGCUAAGAAAGAAAUGAUCCAUCUGGAGGAGGAGAAGGAUGCAUGUGCUGCUGAUGUAGAUGAAAUGGAGAGUAAUAAUGAAGAGAAGCAGCAGAAUGACCUUCAACAGUCAGAUCAGAUUCCUGGAGAUGGCAGUGCUGAUUCUAAAAAUGAGUCUGAUGCGCAGGGAGAACAAUCCUCAGGGUCUGAUUUACAAGAUGACUUUGAACACCACAUGGAAAUAGACAGAAAAGAGCAAGAGUUACAGACCCUGCGUUCAGAGUUUGACGUAUUAAACUCUGACCUUGCACUCAGAAAAGAGUUGACUACUGAGCUGGAGGUCCUGGUGAAAAACUUGGAGAACAAAGUUAGUGUGGCUGAGGAGGAGGCACGUGGUGUAGCACAUAAAUUAAAAGUAUGCUUGGAGGAGCAGAAAGGCCUUGCAGACCAGGUCGCUCAGCUGUUAGAGGAGAAGGAGACAUUAACUCUGCAGCUGCAAACCUCUAAAUGCCAGCUGACUGAUGUCAUGGAGAUGCUGGAGGGGCUGGAGAUGGCCAAAGGUGGAUGGGAUGAGAAGUUCCUUCAACAGGAGAGUGAGCUGAAGAGGGUGCGCUCAGAGAAAGCUAACCUGGAGCAGCACAUUCUGGGAAUGGAGGGAGAGCUGGAGACGCUGCAGGAGGAGAGGAUGAGGCAGAAGGAAGAGAUGGAAACCCAGCGGAGGACCUGCUCAGGCAUGGAGCACCAGAUAGAAACACUCCUGACAGAGACAACCCAGCUGAGAUCAGAACUAGUUUCCUGCACAGAGGAGCGAGAUGAGUUGAGCCUGUCUUUGCGCCAAAGCAAAGAGCAAGUUCACAAUCUGGAGAAGACAAACUGUGACACCAGAGCCCUAAUUGUCAUACUGGAAGAGGACAUCAGAGCAGGGAAGAAGGACUUUGAAGCACUGAAAAGCAAAAUGGAAAAACUGGACGCAGAGAAGCAACAGCUGUUGGAGCAGGUCAAGACUCUUGAGCAGGCGAUCUCUCAGCAGUGUGGAGAAAGAGAGGAGCUUAUUGAUCAACUGGAUAGAAUCAAAGAAGACCACACCUCUGAUAUUCAGCACACAGAAUCCAUGGUCAGCAAGAUACAGGCCUUAGAGGGAGAAGUGUGCCGCCUAUCACAGUCUUUAGAGUCUUCUCUAUUAGAGAAGGGAGAAAUUGCUUCUCGUCUGAACUGUACACAAGAUGAGGUUCAGCAGAUGAGGACUGGCAUUGAAAAGCUCCAGGUCCGCAUUGAAUCAGAUGAGCGAAAGAAAAGGAAGAUGGGAGAGCUGCUUAAAGCUGCACAGAGAAAGUCAGAUGUAUUACAAGACCGUAUUGAAAGCCUCGAGCGAGAGAAGGAAGAGGUGGAGCAAAGUCUAGAGGACGCUGUGGUGCAGGCUGAGACUGUUAAAGCUGAGCUGGAAGAGGAGAAGAGAAAGGUGGAGGAGGAGAAAAUGGAGCUCAUUGAGAAACUAACAGAGCUCUCUGCUGCUCUGGAAAACCUCAGAACUGAGAAAGAGUCCAUGGAAAGAGAUCUGGAGAUGAAAAACAAAGAGAUUGAAGAACUGAAGGCAGUUAAAGAGCAGCUGGAGCAAGGACUGGAGAGGGUUCAAACAGAUAGAAGAGAAGAAGAAGAAAGACAGAACAUCAGGGUACAGGAACUGGAGAAAGGGAUGAAAGAGGAAGCAGAGAAACAAACAAGACAGAUGGAUGAUCUCCAGACACAGCUUGAGGUCUUGAAGGAAAAGGAGAUCUCUUAUGACCAAACAAUUUCAGAAAUGGAGGGAGAGAAAGAAAGGAUGAAAUCUCUGCUGGUUGAGUUGGAGAAAGAGAAAAUCUGUCUGCAGAGCUCUUUGGAGGAGUUGCAAACAGAGGGAGAAAGGCUUUGCACUCAGGGAGAGGAGUGGGAGAAAGAGAGAAAUGAUCUGAAGAGUCAUAUUGAGGUUUUAGAAGAAGAAAAUGGGACCCUUAAAACCCUUGUGAAAGAUAAUGAGGAAGAGCAAAGAGCAUUUGCAGCAGAGAGGGAGCAGGAAGCAGGUCAGCACCAAGCCUCUUUGCAAACCAUCUCAUCUCUUACGGCAGAGAAAGAUCAGAUUGAGGAGGAAAACAGACAGCUGCAAGAUGAGAAAGAGAAAUUACAUUCAAACUUAGUUUCAGUUGAACAAGAGAGAGAUAACCUGUGCAGCACUCUGGCAGAUGUGAAAGAACAAAACGAAAAUCUAGCUAGUGAGAAAGAGAAGCUUCAGUCUAAUCUGACUUUGAUAGAAAAGGAAAAACUUGAUAUGCAGCAAACCCUCUUGUCACUAAAAGAAGAAAAGGAAAGACUAGAGGAGAAACACAAGUUAGAGGCUGAAGUAAAUAAAUGCCAGUCUGCUCUGUCUUUGAUGAAAGAAGAAAAAGAAACGUUAAGUACAGCUCUUUCUUCACUGGAAAAGGAAAAGCAGAGAGCAGAAGAAGAGAAAGAGCAACUCAGAGAGCAACAGGAGAACCUCCAGUCUACAGUUAACUCCAUGGAGAAAGAGUUGGAAACACACAAAUUAUCUAUUUCAGAGCUUAAUGAGCAGAUAUCAGAGCUUUCAUCUCGUGCCACUCGUCUGUCCAAAGAGAGAGACUCUGCUCUGAGCAAGAUGAACCUUUGGAUGAAGACCUGCAAACAGAUGGAGCAGGAGAAGCAAAUGGCAUUAAGCAACUCAGAUGAUGGAAAGGUCAGCGAGGAUAUGCAGGCUGAACUCAGUCAACUGAAGGUGGCAGCAGAGGAGAGACAGAAAGAAGUGAAAGAGCUGAAGGCUGCCCUAGAGGUGAAGAGGAUGGAAGCUGAAGAAAAAAUGAACGAGUCACAAGAAAAAACCAAGAAAGUGGAAGAACUCAAAGCUGCUCUUGAUGAAAAGAAGAAAGAAUUAGAAGAGAAGAAUAAAGAGCUGGAAGAAACCAAGACUGAGCUGCAAGAACUGAAUGAACUUGUUGAGGAGAAAAGCAAGGAGGCUGAUGAGAGCAUGGACAAAUACUGCAGUUUGAUGGUCCAAGUCCACAAACUGGAAGAGGCCAAUGACGCACUAACAACACGGCUGGAGCAACUGACAGCUGGUAACCACGUCAGUGUAGGAGACAAUACCUCGCUCCUUCACACCCAGAGUACUGACAGCCGCCGCUGCUCAAAAAGAAAGUCCUCCUCCAAACAUCAGGGAGAAAAAAUGUCUGAAAACAGUGAGAACGUGACCCCUUCAACACCUCACAGGUCUCCUCAGGGCUCAUCAUCUGGGAAGAGGGGCCACUGUGACAUCAGCGAUAAAGACGCCGCACAGGAAGCUCUGAACAACCUGACAAAGAAGAUCAAAGCCAAUGCAGCAGCGACACCCAAACUAAGAACUGAACAGGAAGAGGAGGACUUCAGGCCAGAGGGUCUUCCAGAGCUGGUGCAGAAAGGGUUUGCUGAUAUUCCUCUUGGCGAGGCCAGUCCAUUCAUCAUGAGAAGAACCACAGUGAGGCGCUGUAGUCCUCGGAUCGCUGCAAGACAGACCAGCACUGUAACCACUGCCUCCACCUCUGCACCAGACAAGGUUUUGGAGCCCAUUUCCCUCCAGAGUCCGUCUGUCGAUAUGGUGCCAAACGGCCCCAACAGAAAGUCUCUUUCACAAAGUGGCGAGGAGAAAACCGUCCGUCGUCUGAGUUUACGGCAUACGCCAGAGCAGAAGGAGAAAGUUUUAAGACAGCAAGCCCAACAAGGAGACAACUGUCACGUUCAGUAAACAUCACACCAACACACAAUCACUCUUCCACACAGGAUUUUUGUACGAAUAUCCACAUCAACACUCAGACAUGAAAAGCUGACACUCCACUUUAAAACACAUGCUUUUAUUUAGAGAAUGUAAAUAUCACAUUUCAACACUUUGGUACAGCUUAAUGUCCUGCUUUUUGUUAUGUGAUGCACCUCUUUUUUUUAGGGCUAUGAUCUCAUUUCCUUUCACUAUAGAAAAAAAACAAUCUGAGCAUCUUUGUAUGUACUUGUCUUCUUGUUGUGUUAAUUGUGGUAAACCAGACAAGUGGAGGUGGUUUUGGUUCAGCAAAACUAUGAAUUACCAGAUAACUUUAGUUGACAGACUACUAACUACUGUCCUUCUUCAUCCCACUCUUCAUCUUCUGUUUGUCUUUUAACUGUUGAGUGACUUUGUCCUUAGUGUCGCAGAAUUAAUCCAAAAUUUUUCUGAUGAUUCUGAAUGUAAACCAGCUUAUAAUGUAUGAUCAUUUUUAACUCUAUCAUUUGGUUUUAUGUUGUUUAAAGCUGUUUUUGCUUUGCUUUGUGAGAAAUGUCUUUUCCUGGUCCUUGUACAUAGUACUGUAGAUGAUAUAUACAGAAAUAACCGCUGUGCUCUGUGUGUUCAUUAACACGUUACCUGUUUGUUAAUGGCAGCUAAAACUGUGUAGACUGGACUCUUAGUAAUUGUACUGCACUGCAUUUUAUCAUUUUUGUGUUUCGAUGAUUAUUUAGGUAGAUUGCUUUAAUUCUUUGUAAAUAGCUGCAAAUUGUUACCUUCUUAGUAAACUUUUUUUUUAACUGUU
Sphaeramia orbicularis (orbiculate cardinalfish) is the source of this 9393-nucleotide messenger RNA. RefSeq names its product centromere protein F (gene cenpf). Gene Ontology annotation, cellular component: nucleus; spindle pole; chromosome, centromeric region. The transcript has 38 exons. Bases 63 to 8582 code for a protein of 2839 amino acids. NCBI's taxonomy places the organism in Eukaryota, Metazoa, Chordata, Actinopteri, Kurtiformes, Apogonidae. Gene Ontology annotation, molecular function: protein homodimerization activity; microtubule binding; dynein complex binding. Gene Ontology annotation, biological process: mitotic cell cycle; regulation of G2/M transition of mitotic cell cycle; metaphase chromosome alignment. The record is from RefSeq and is a predicted model, not a curated record.